AUGGAUAUUAAGAAAGAUAAGAAUGGCAUGGUUAGAAUUACCAAUUCAAAUAUAAAAUACGCAGAAACGAGUUCCGAAUUGAUGACUAUAUUCGAAGAAGGAUCUAAAAAUAGGCAUACUGCUUCGACAAAAAUGAAUUCUGAAAGCUCCAGGUCUCAUUUAGUUAUUGGUAUUAUUAUUGAAAGUACAAAUUUAGCCACUGGUAAUAAGAUUAACGGCAAGCUAAGUCUGGUCGAUUUGGCUGGAUCUGAAAGAGCCGCUAAAACAGGAGCAUCAGCAGCACAGUUAAAAGAAGCACAAUCAAUUAAUAAAAGUUUAAGCGCAUUGGGAGACGUUAUUGCUGCAUUAUCCAGUGAACAAUCUUUCAUUCCAUAUCGUAAUAACAAGUUAACCAUGUUAAUGCAGGAUUCACUAGGUGGUAAUGCAAAAACUCUUAUGUUUGUAAACAUCUCACCAGCUGAUUACAAUACUGAUGAAACUCUUGUAUCAUUAACCUAUGCUUCUCGUGUCAAACUUAUCACUAAUGAUGCUAAAAAGAACGCUGAAAGCAAAGAAAUUGCCAGACUGAAAGGAAUAAUCGAUAAACUGAAACAAGGAGAGACAGCCGAAGAAGAAGAUGAUUCAGCUAAAUAA
Trichoplax adhaerens is the source of this 633-nucleotide messenger RNA. RefSeq lists its product as uncharacterized. The record is from RefSeq and is a predicted model, not a curated record. The transcript has 8 exons. Gene Ontology annotation, biological process: microtubule-based movement. NCBI's taxonomy places the organism in Eukaryota, Metazoa, Placozoa, Uniplacotomia, Trichoplacea, Trichoplacidae. The coding region runs from base 1 to 633 and encodes 210 amino acids. Gene Ontology annotation, molecular function: ATP binding; microtubule motor activity; microtubule binding.